This is a messenger RNA of Esox lucius (northern pike), 5542 nucleotides long. It is a transcript of the gene ptchd4, whose product is annotated as patched domain containing 4. The transcript is spliced from 3 exons. The record is from RefSeq and is a predicted model, not a curated record. Lineage: Eukaryota; Metazoa; Chordata; Actinopteri; Esociformes; Esocidae. Gene Ontology annotation, cellular component: membrane. The coding region runs from base 199 to 2961 and encodes 920 amino acids.
CUUGCUGCUAUUGCAGCAGGGGCAAUAGGAAUAAUCACGGAUCCGCGGUGAGCCUAAGAAGAAGGAAUGGCUUGAGAUGUAACGAAAAAAGCGUCGAGAGAGGAUCAAUAUCUGACAGUCUUGUUGCAAAUUGCUGCAGUGCUGUUAAGUGUAUUCUCAUACGGAUUGACUAAACUGGGCAACGGAGCCUCAUGUCACAUGUGCUUCAUAGGAAGAAACGGGGCAUCUGCAAGCUGGAUCUGGAGGAGGAUGCUGCGGCAAAUGAUACACAGAGGGCUCAAAGCUUCUUUCUACUGGCUGGGCUUAUUUGUUAGUAGGCAUCCGGUUUUUUUCCUGACCGUUCCCGCAGUCUUAACUAUCAUUUUUGGAUCUACCGUGCUGAGCAGAUUCAAGCCCGAAACGGACCUCGAGAUACUGGUUGCCCCUACUCACAGCUUUGCUAAAGUAGAGCGGAGUCUUGCGAACAGCCUUUUCCCCCUGGAUCAGUCGAAAAACAAGCUGUAUUCCGACCUACACACUCCCGGCAGAUAUGGCAGACUGAUUCUGCUGGCCAAGUCUGGGGGAAAUAUAUUGGAGCUAGCCGACCAGGUCUUGCAGGUUCACAAGCAGGUGCUGGAUUUGCGGGUUAAUUUCAAGGGAUUUAAUUACACUUUCGCUCAUCUCUGUGUUCUGAGCCAUCGUGAUAAGCGAUGCCUCUUGGAUGAUAUAAUUACGAUAUUCGAAGAUAUUCGCUUAGCCAUUCUGUCGAAUCACACUUUUUCAAAGGUGCCCGUGAGCUAUCCAAAUACAACAUUGAAGGAUGGUCGUGUUUCUUUCAUCGGCCACCAGCUUGGUGGGGUUGCCUUCUCGCCAAACAGCCGAGACCAGCAGGUGAAGUUCGCCCGAGCCGUCCAGAUCACCUACUACCUCCGCAACCAUGGUCCCGUGGUGCAGGAUGUCAUCGCAGAGAAAUGGGAGAACGCCUUCUGUACCCUCAUCACGCGUCUUUCCACACUCAGCGAGGACCUGCACAUCCAGUCUCUCACCUCUUUCAGCCUAUGGAGGGACUUCCACCAGACGGGUGUACUGGCUAAAGGGGAGGUGCUGGUCAGCCUGGUGCUCCUCCUGCUGGCAGCCACCAUCUCCAGCUCCAUGAGGGACUGCCUGAGAGGAAAGCCCUUCCUGGGUCUGCUGGGUGUGCUCACCAUAGCUAUUGCUAACGUUACUGCCGCGGGCAUCUUCUUCAUUUCCGACGGAAAGUUUAACUCAACCCUGCUGGGGAUUCCAUUCUUUUCCAUGGGUCAUGGAACCAAAGGAGUGUUCGAGCUCCUAGCGGGCUGGAGAAGAACUCGAGAAAGCCUCCCCUUCAAGGAGCGUGUGGCAGAUGCUUUUGCUGACGUGAUGGUGUGUUACACUAUGACCAGCUCCCUGUACAUCAUCACCUUUGGCAUGGGCGCCAGCCCGUUCACCAACAUCGAAUCGGUUAAGAUCUUCUGCCAGAGCAUGUGUGUUGCCGUCCUGGUCAACUACUUCUACGUGUUCUCCUUCUAUGGUUCCUGCCUGGUGUUCGCUGGUCAGCUGGAGCAAAAUCGCUACCACAGUGUGUUCUGCUGUAAGAUCCCCUCGGUAGAGUACCUGGACCGUCAGCCCACCUGGUUCAAGACCAUGAUGAGUGACGGCCACGACCACGUCACGCACCACGAAACCGUGCCCUACCAGAACCACUUCAUCCAGCACUUCCUGCGGGAGCACUACACGGAGUGGAUCACCAACACCUACGUCAAGCCCUUCGUGGUCAUCCUCUAUCUGAUAUAUGCCUCCUUCUCCUUCAUGGGAUGUUUACAGAUCAGCGACGGUUCCAACAUUGUCAAUCUCCUCGCCAGCAACACGCCCAGCGUCUCCUACGCCAUGACACAGCAGAAGUACUUCAGUAACUACAGCCCGGUGAUCGGCUUCUACAUCUACGAGCCCAUAGAGUACUGGAACUCCACGGUGCAGGAGCACCUGACCACUCUGAGCCACGGCUUCAACAAGAUCUCCUGGAUGGAUAACUACUUUCAGUAUCUGAAGGUGGUGAAUGUGAGUGCCUCUACCAAAAGUGAUUUCAUCGCUAUCCUGCAGGGAUCCUUCCUGCGCAGCCCAGAGUAUCAGCACUUCAUGGAGGACAUCAUUCUGUCCAAGACGGACGGCGACGAGAUGGAGAUCAUCGCGUCGCGGAUGUAUCUGGUGGCACGGACCACAGAGAAGACAAGGGAGGAGGUGGUUGAGCUGCUGGAGAGGCUCCGCCCCCUCUCGCUCAUCAACAACAUCAAGUUCAUCGUCUUCAACCCCACCUUCGUCUUCAUGGACCGCUACAGUUCCUCCGUGGUCUCGCCCGUCAUCACGUCGGCCUUCAGCGUGCUCACCAUCCUCGUCCUCACCUUCUUUCUGGUCAUCAACCCCCUGGGGAACUUCUGGUUGAUCCUGACCGUCACCUCCGUGGAGCUGGGGGUUCUGGGUCUCAUGACCCUCUGGAAUGUACACAUGGACAGCAUCUCUAUCCUGUGCCUUAUUUAUACGCUCAACUUUGCCAUGGAUCACUGUGCCCCCCACCUGUACACCUUCGUACUGGCCACCGAGCACACCCGGACGCAGUGCAUCAAGAUCUCCCUGGAAGAACACGGGGCGGCCAUUUUACAGAACGCCUGCUGUUUCGUUAUCGGGAUGUUGCCCCUGGUGUUUGUGCCUUCCAACCUGACCUACACGCUGUUCAAGUGCUCCCUCCUCACCGCGGCCUGCACAGUGCUCCACUGUUUCGUCAUCCUGCCCGUGUUUCUGACGUUUUUCCCCCCCUCGAAAAAGAGGCACAAGAAAAAGAAACGGGCCAAACGGAAAGAGCGGGAGAGGGAGCGGGAGAUGUUGGAGAGGGAGCGGGUGAGGGAGAGGGAGGAGAUAGAGUGCAUUGAAGUCAGAGAGAAUCCUGAUCAUGUGACUAACGUCUGAGAGGCCGUGUGUCUGUGUGGGGAGAGCGGUGAGCAUCAGAAUGGCGGUCUUCUGUGAUUGGUAGGUGAGGUGUUGGGAGCAUGUCCUAAAGCCAGGAUGGCCGUGUGUUGUAGCACCUCACGGGGCCAGAGGGGUCAGAUCCGACCGUCCCUCAAAGCGAGGAGAGGGGGAGACAUAGGCCAGCAGCCAUGACCCAGACAGACAGCCAGUAGUCAUGCUGUCCAGAGUAUAGAACAGGCCAGAUCAGACCCAUAGAUCAGCUACACCUUCAAAUCGGAUGGGACAGUGUAUUUUAUCUGCACAGUCGGUUCACGGUUCCCUCUGCUGUUGAUACAGACACAUGCACACAACCGGGAGGAAACUUUAACAGCCUGCAUUUCUCUCACAGUGUAACGUCUAGGUGAAUACUGCACCUUAUUCUACCAAUUGUCCAUUUACAGUACUGUGAGAAAAGCAUGGUAGCAUGACAAUGAGAGCCAUGUCUACCUCCAGGAUGGCUGUUGAAGUAAAAUGUAAAUGAUCAUAUGAACACACGCAUCCACACACACACACGGAUGCACGCACGCACGCACGCACUCACCAUCAGAAAUGUCCUCAUAGUAGGAUUGGUAUGAAUCAAAAACAGAAUAAUCCAGUGUUUGAAUAUGUUUAGGAGUACAUGUAGACAGAGAAAAUUAAUCCCCACAGUACAUUCCACUCUUUUCUUUAUUUUGUACACUGAAGUGAACAGCUGAACUGGGCAGAUGGCAUACACUGUGUCCAUUAUGAAGAAUGAUCUUGCACAUUACAUUGUGUGGGUACAAAUGUCAUGGUUAAUUUAACAGGAAGACAAAUAUAUCUGCUUAAGUUCCAUUUUCACAUCUGUUCUCAGCCAGCAAGGUAUGUCGUUUUAUAACAGUUAUGCAUGUUCUAGAAGUCAUAGCGGAUCAAUUAAAUAAGUAAGAAAGCGCAUAUUUGAACCAGUAAAACUUAAAGGAUGGAUCACGGCAGAGUUUGAGGAUUAGCUUUCAGUUUUCACUUGCCUCUGAUAUUAGGUGUCUUAGAAAUAAUUUGAACAUCAUGAACGUUGGUAAGGCACGUGUUGUCAAUGGUCCGUUAUUUAGAGAUGAUUAUGAGUCCUUAAACAGAAAUUAUGAAGACUAUGGUGGCAAAUAAUUAGAAGGAAAACAUAUUCAGCGUGCAAAUCUUUUUCUUGAUUGGAAUUUUCUUUGUCAAUGGGGAUUUACUGUCACAUAGAAAAUACAUUUUAUUGGUUCUAAGCUGAAAGCAAUGCCAUACAUCACAAUAAUGCUAGUUUAAUAAACCAUCAGUGAUGCUUAUUCAUAUUACAGUGGCUUUACAUUGUCUAUUGCUUGAUGUCCUUUAGAACUCUCCAUGUCAGCAUUUUCCUUCAGUAACCUCUCUGUGAUCCAGUGAGGCCAAGACGGAUCCCCUCUCCUCUGGGGGAAACCAAGUGCAUUACCUAGUCUGAUGAUGACGCUGGAUAAGAUAUUUGUAAUGGUCACAGGGUCAGACUGCAGUAGAUAGUCACCACUGUCCUCUGAUCAUCUUAGAGUAGCUUGUGGAAUGUGACAGAAUGCCUCACAUGAACAGAUGUGGCUAGACGUAGGUUAUACAUGAAUAAAUGUAAGGACUUUGGGUGGGAAUUACUGUCUUUACACUGUAUGUUGCUUGACAGGUUGAUAAAUCUAGCAAAACAGCCAUAGCAGUUUUGCGUGUGUUAGGACCAAAAGUUAGGGAAGUUUACAGGAGUAAAAUGGUUAGCACAAUUAACCAUACUGAAAGCAUCAUGUCGUAGGCCUAAAUAUUUAACUAAAGUAAAAAAUGAGGAGUUUGUACUUCAGUAUGAAAUUAUAGCCUGCUAGUUAAUGAGAUACUGUUUAAACUUAUAGUGUGUUUUCCAACUCCUUUAGUGAAACAAAUGGGUUUAAGGGAUCCACUCCCUCAUGCAAGAAAUGUACCUCCUCACAAAAGACUAGAGACAGCCAUUUUGUCUCAAAGUUAGCAAGAAUAUAAAUUAUGUAAAAAAUGUUGACAAAGUAAAACACUCAUAUCAUUUUCAAAUCUCUUGUCCGUGAUGAUUAUGAAUCCUAAAAUGUUUCUCUUGCAUAAAUAGCAAGAGGGAAUCGUAUUACAUUCAACCAGACAUAGUAACUCAAAAUCGAGGGGUAUUGGUUAGCUACAAAACCUGCUGUUGGUGUAACUGCGUUUUGUAAAAGCCAUGUCAUAUAUGUUUAGCAAAAAGGCAUGAACAUUUAAUAUAAUGGGAACCAAUUGCUAACUGAAAUCAUUGACUCCCUAAAAAGACUGUGAACGCAUGGCACUGUAAUGUAAUGUAUGUAUGUAUGCAUGAAUUUAAUAUAUGUAUAUUUAGUCUGUGUGUUCUUAUUUUUGCUACACUGUAACUUAUGUUUUGUUGUUUCAAUGCAUAUUCUAUAACAUCUUUUGCAACAAAAUAACAAAAUGUCCUUUAUGUUCAGCUUAACAAAAGCCAGAGGAUCAUGACGUGUAAUAUAAUUGUGUAUAAAUGAUUUUUUAAAAUAUUUUUUAAGAAAAAAAGAAAUAUCCUCUAUAAUAUAAA